Molecule: messenger RNA, 228 nt
Organism: Synchytrium microbalum
Lineage: Eukaryota; Fungi; Chytridiomycota; Chytridiomycetes; Synchytriales; Synchytriaceae
Exons: 3
Coding region: 1-228 (75 amino acids)
Biological process (GO): transcription by RNA polymerase II; transcription by RNA polymerase I; tRNA transcription by RNA polymerase III
Cellular component (GO): RNA polymerase III complex; RNA polymerase II, core complex; RNA polymerase I complex
Molecular function (GO): DNA-directed RNA polymerase activity; DNA binding; zinc ion binding
Source: RefSeq, a predicted model, not a curated record
AUGAUUAUUCCGGUUAGAUGUUUCAGUUGCGGAAAGGUAAUUGGCAACAAAUGGGAGCAAUUUCUAGCUCUAGUCAAGGCUGACAAAACUGAGAGAGAAGCACUGGAUGAACUGGGCCUUAAGAGAUAUUGCUGCAGGCGAAUGGUCCUCACUCAUGUCGACCUCAUUGAAAAACUACUCCAGUACGUGGCUUAUUGCGUGCUGUUUUUGCAACCCACCACACAGUAG